Messenger RNA from Diaporthe amygdali, 2757 nucleotides. Its product is annotated as alpha-rhamnosidase. Bases 1 to 2757 code for a protein of 918 amino acids. Lineage: Eukaryota; Fungi; Ascomycota; Sordariomycetes; Diaporthales; Diaporthaceae. Gene Ontology annotation, biological process: carbohydrate metabolic process. The transcript has a single exon. The record is from RefSeq and is a predicted model, not a curated record.
AUGACACUCGUCGAUCUCUCCGUGGAGCCCAAGUCAAGCAACCCAGUCCAACCCGUGGACAUCCGCUUUGAGCAUCACCCUGAUGGCUUCGGCAUAGGAACCGACAAGCCACGCUUGUCAUGGCGGCUUUCUGCUAGUGCUGUGCCUCAAAAUUGGACACAGAAGAGUUAUCAGGUCCAGGUCAAGAGACAUACAGGGAAAACAUCUGACCAGAAGCCACACAUACAAAGCUGGCAUGUCCCUUCUGACAGCUCUAUCCUCAACAACUGGCCUGACAAACCUCUGCUAUCCCGAGAGACCGCAUCAGUGCGCAUCUUGGCCACUGGCCACUCGCAACCUUCUGACCCGGGCUCCAGUGCAAAUUCUGACCUGUCUGUAUGGAGUGAGUGGCAGGAUGUCGAAGCUGGGCUCCUGCAGAACUCGGACUGGACAGCCAAAUUCGUCACCUCUAGCGAGCCACCCCCAGAGGACGGCGUUCCUCAUCGCCCAACUCUGUACCGCAAAGAGUUCACUCUAGACUCCAAGGGCAAGCACACCCGUGCGAGGCUUUACAUCUCUGCUCUUGGACUGUACGCAGCAUCUAUCAACGGCCGCCGCGUCGGCGACCUGCACAUGGCCCCAGGGUGGACCAGCUACCACCAUCGGCUGCAGUACCAGAUCUUCGAUGUGACAGAACUUCUCAAGGACGGCAAGAAUGUGAUCGGCGUAGAAGUGGCGGAGGGGUGGUACGCUGGCCGGCUGAUUUGGAUCCCAGGCCUGCGGAACCUGUACGGGGACAAGCCGGGCUUCAUCGCGCAGCUCGAGACCCAGGACGAGAGCGGCACCUACGACUACUCGCCCCAGGUUGUGUCGGACGACUCGUGGGUCAGCCAUCCUUCGCCCCGGCAGAGCGCCUCCAUCUACGACGGAGAGGUCUACGACGCACGGGAGGAGCUCUCGGGCUGGGCCACCCCGGAGUUCAGCGCGGCUGAUUCCUGGGACAAGACUCGCAUUCUUGACGUUGACCUGGACAAGGUCAAGCUCUUAUCCCCUGACGUGCCUCCCGUCAGGGUCACGCAGACUGUGGCGGCGGUCAACAUCUUUACGAGCCCGAGCGGGAAGCUGCUAGUGGACUUCGGGCAAAACCUGGUAGGCAGGGUCAGGAUCCAAGGGCUCCAGAAACCAAAAGGGCAUGUUCUCCAGCUCAGGCACGCCGAGGUGCUCGAGAAUGGAGAACUAGGCACCAGGCCCCUCCGCGACGCCAAGGCGACUGACAAGUAUAUAUUCUCCGGCAACGAGAGGACAAAAGCGUCAUGGAGCCCUGAAUUCACCUUCCACGGCUUUCGCUACGCGGAGGUCACGGGUGUGUCGGCCGAGGAGCUGGCAAAAGAAAACCUGUCGGCGUUGGUGCUGCACUCGGACAUGCGGCGCACGGGGCACUUCAGCUGCUCGCACGAGCUCAUCACCAAGCUGCACGAGAACGUGGUCUGGGGCAUGCGCGGCAACUUCCUGUCGGUGCCGACCGACUGCCCGCAGCGCGACGAGCGGCUGGGCUGGACGGGCGACCUGCAGGUGUUCUCGCCGACGGCGUCCUUCAUCUACGACUGCGCGGGCCUGCUGGCCAACUGGCUGCGCGACCUGUCCGCCGACCAGGCGGACAACGGCGGCGUCGUCCCGUGCGUGAUCCCGGACGUGCUGCGCGGCUACUCGGCCCAGGACUCGAUGCCCGAGGCCGUCUGGGACGACGCCGCCGUGCUGGUCCCCUGGAACGUGUACAACUGGUCCGGCGACGCCGAGGUCCUGCGGCGGCAGUGGCCCAGCAUGCGCACGCACGUGGACAAGAGCAUAAACCGCGGCGCCGACGGCCUCUGGGACGAGAACAACUUCCAGUUCGGCGACUGGCUGGACCCGAACGCCCCCACGGAGCAGGCCGACUUCGCGCGCACCGACGGCACCAUGGUCGCGGACGCCUACCUGGUGCACAUCACCGACGUGAUGGCGCAGAUCGCCGUCGUGAUAGGCGACGCCGAGAGCGCGCGGCGGUACCAGGGCGAGUAUGAGGUUCUCAAGCGCAAAUUUCAGGAUAAGUACAUCGCCCCGGGCGGGCUGGUGGUGGGUGACGCGCAGACGGCGCUGGCGCUGGCGAUCCGGUUCGGGCUGCUGGAGGACAGCGCGGAGAAGAAGGCGGUGGCGGGGCGGCGGCUUGCACGGCUGGUGAACAAGGGUGGACAGCUGGUGUCGACGGGGUUCGCGGGCACGCCACUAAUCCUACAUGCGCUGGAGCAGAGCGGCAACCUCGACCUCGCGUACGGGAUGCUGCACCAGGAGGCGUGUCCGUCGUUCCUGUACCCCGUCACCAUGGGCGCGACAACCAUCUGGGAGCGCUGGGACAGCAUGCUGCCCGACGGCAGCAUCAACCCGGGGAGCAUGACCAGCUUCAAUCACUACGCCCUCGGCAGCGUCGCCAACUUCCUGCACAGCGUCGUCGCCGGCAUCAGCCCGCUCGAGCCCGGCUGGAAGACGUUCCAGGUGCGGCCCAGGCCCGGCGGGGAGCUUAGCUACGCCGAGAUCAAGUAUGACGGGCCGUAUGGGACGAUCGGCGUGCGGUGGGAGGUGGGCGAGUCUGAGGACGGGGCACAGGGCACGAAGGCGUUUCAGCUCAGGGUGGAGGUUCCGCCCAACUCGAGGGCGCUGCUGUUGUUGCCCGGGCAGACAGAGGACGACGGGGAGUGGGCCGGGAGUGGGAUCCACGAGCGGGCCGGCCUGAUCCAGGCGUAG